Messenger RNA from Nomascus leucogenys (northern white-cheeked gibbon), 4987 nucleotides. RefSeq names its product solute carrier family 20 member 2 (gene SLC20A2). The transcript is spliced from 11 exons. Gene Ontology annotation, molecular function: phosphate transmembrane transporter activity. Gene Ontology annotation, biological process: phosphate ion transmembrane transport. Gene Ontology annotation, cellular component: membrane. The record is from RefSeq and is a predicted model, not a curated record. Bases 1690 to 3648 code for a protein of 652 amino acids. Lineage: Eukaryota; Metazoa; Chordata; Mammalia; Primates; Hylobatidae.
CGCCAUGUUUUAGGGAUCUGUGUUGCAGGAUACCUGCCUGCGAGAGAGAGUCAAGGAGUGCUUUUUAAGCCCCUGGAGUUCAGGCCUGGCAUCUGGGUGUUAAGUAGAGUGAACCUCCUGAAGUCCAAACUAACAUAUGACAUUUUAAAAUGAGGAAAACAAAUGGCUCUGAAAAGGUCUGUAGGAUUGUAGGCAGGUGGUUAAUAUGGAAGAUGUUAUAAAGGGCUCAGGUGAUCCAGGGUUGGUUGAAGUCAUUGAAAUUGAAUUACCCUGUCUUUUACCUGUCUGUGGAAAAAAAAGAGAGGAAAAUGACAUCUCCAAAGAUGCUUGGAGAUUUGAUUGAUGUUUGUAAAGUGCUUUGAUAUCUUUCAUAGAGUGUUCAAUAAGAGCAAAAUAUGCCAUCAGAACUUAGUCUAAAGCAAACUAGUCCAAACCAUCUCGAGUAGAUACUAAGUGGUUUUGUGUCUUUGUUAUAAGUUGUACUUAUAUUUUCGAGAGAAAGUUUUUCAUGUUCUGAUUUUCUUUUAAGUAUCAGCUGUAUGCUUGGGGUCUUUACCUGUUAACUUGAGUUCCAAUAUGCUUUGUAGAUGGUCAGUCACCUACAGAGGACAAUUUUUCUAGCCAAGGAGUUAAAUCCACCUUAAAAUGCUUCUUGCCAAGGACAAUGCCUUUGCAGAUAUUUGAGAUGUUUAUUCUCAGUUGUGAUUUACUGAAUCUGUGUCUUCAUAGCGACUCCUUGGGAGGUGCAGGAGGAGGCAGAGCCAGAAAGCAAGUCCCUGCAAUCAGUUCAUUAUAGAGAAAGAAAAACCUUUUAUUUCAGGAUUCUGGUGGAUAGACUUACUGAUAUGUAUAUUCUGUGUCUAUUUAAUUUCACGUAGUGCUGCAUCUAAUCACGCUGUUUAAAUAAUCGGACAGAAUGUCUUUUUGCUUUGCUUUUGCUUGUGAAGAGCACACAGCACUGCCACCUUGUUGCCAAAGUUUGGUCUGAUUUGAAUGUGCUUAAAAAUCAAGUGAAUGCCUGUUGGGAAAAAGCUUACUCCUUCUCUUUGUCAGUACUUGCAAAAACAACUUAAAAGAAGUUAGUAUUAUUGGACUGAAUUCAGUAAUUAGCAUAAUCAUGAUGCUAUGUAUUGUUCACCAGGGCACGCCCCUUGGCCGCAUUUCCCAUUAGGAGGACACCGAUGUUGUCCUAGUGAAUAAAUCCCGGCACACAUGAUGCAAAUCAGCGUGUUCCUGCCUGCCGCUUGGCUGCGGUUAAUUUUAGCCGGGGUUAGUUCUAUGAGUUGUAAAAGUAGAAGUUAGCAAGCUGAAAUGUGACUUCUCGGCCUAAUGUGGUAGGAUAUCUAUUUUAGACUUCAGAUUGUGUUUGUGAUCAGGAGAGCAGUCUUCUGAAGAAUUGUGGCUCAGUUUUCUUGGAAACUACUUGAGGAGACAUCACAGCUUUCCCAGAUCGGGAGGAAAAAUAUGGAAUGUGUUUUACCGCUGACUGAACACAACCAAAUGAACUGUCCUGACAGUAGUUUGCAAACCAGCAGCUAGCAGUUUGUCCAGCCUCUAACAUUGUCCAGCACUUUCCAGAGCAAACUCACUGUUUACAAGAACUCUUGGCCUUACGAAGUUUAUAACCUCAAGCUUUGUUUAUUUAAAAUAUUCCUGCAAAAGAAAAGUACUCGGCACCCACUUUCCAAAAUGGCCAUGGAUGAGUAUUUGUGGAUGGUCAUUUUGGGUUUCAUCAUAGCUUUCAUCUUGGCCUUUUCUGUUGGUGCAAACGAUGUUGCCAACUCCUUUGGUACAGCCGUGGGCUCUGGUGUGGUGACCUUGAGGCAGGCAUGCAUUUUAGCUUCAAUAUUUGAAACCACCGGCUCCGUGUUAUUAGGAGCCAAAGUAGGAGAAACCAUUCGCAAAGGUAUCAUUGACGUGAACCUGUACAACGAGACGGUGGAGAUGCUCAUGGCUGGGGAAGUUAGUGCCAUGGUUGGUUCCGCUGUGUGGCAGCUGAUCGCUUCCUUCCUGAGGCUUCCAAUCUCAGGAACGCACUGCAUUGUGGGUUCUACUAUAGGAUUCUCGCUGGUCGCAAUCGGUACCAAAGGUGUGCAGUGGAUGGAGCUUGUCAAGAUUGUUGCUUCUUGGUUUAUAUCUCCACUGUUGUCUGGUUUCAUGUCUGGCCUGCUGUUUGUACUCAUCAGAAUUUUCAUCUUAAAAAAGGAAGACCCUGUUCCCAAUGGCCUCCGGGCACUCCCAGUAUUCUAUGCUGCUACCAUAGCAAUCAAUGUCUUUUCCAUCAUGUACACAGGAGCGCCAGUGCUCGGCCUCGUUCUCCCCAUGUGGGCCAUAGCCCUCAUUUCCUUUGGUGUCGCCCUCCUGUUCGCUUUUUUUGUGUGGCUCUUCGUGUGUCCGUGGAUGCGGAGGAAAAUAACAGGCAAAUUACAAAAAGAAGGUGCUUUAUCACGAGUAUCUGACGAAAGCCUCAGUAAAGUUCAGGAAGCAGAGUCCCCAGUAUUUAAAGAGCUACCAGGUGCCAAGGCUAAUGAUGACAGCACCAUCCCGCUCACGGGAGCGGCAGGGGAGACGUCGGGGACCUCAGAAGGCACUUCUGCGGGCAGCCACCCUCGGGCUGCAUACGGAAGAGCACUGUCCAUGACCCAUGGCUCCGUGAAAUCGCCCGUCUCCAACGGCACCUUCGGCUUCGAUGGCCACACCAGGAGCGAUGGUCAUGUGUACCACACCGUGCACAAAGACUCGGGGCUCUACAAAGACUUGCUGCACAAAAUCCACAUCGACAGGGGCCCCGAGGAGAAGCCGGCCCAGGAAAGCAACUACCGGCUGCUGCGCCGUAACAACAGUUACACCUGCUACACCGCAGCCAUCUGUGGGCUGCCAGUGCACGCCACCUUCCGAGCAGCGGACUCAUCGGCCCCAGAGGACAGUGAGAAGCUGGUGGGCGACACCGUGUCCUACUCCAAGAAGAGGCUGCGCUACGACAGCUACUCGAGCUACUGUAACGCGGUGGCAGAGGCGGAGAUCGAGGCGGAGGAGGGCGGCGUGGAGAUGAAGCUGGCAUCGGAGCUGGCCGACCCUGACCAGCCACGAGAGGAUCCUGCGGAGGAGGAGAAGGAGGAGAAGGACGCGCCCGAGGUUCACCUCCUGUUCCAUUUCCUGCAGGUCCUCACUGCCUGUUUCGGGUCCUUUGCUCACGGCGGCAAUGACGUGAGUAAUGCCAUCGGUCCCCUGGUAGCCUUGUGGCUGAUUUACAAACAAGGCGGGGUAAUGCAAGAAGCAGCUACACCCGUCUGGCUGCUGUUUUAUGGAGGAGUUGGAAUCUGCACAGGCCUCUGGGUCUGGGGGAGAAGAGUGAUCCAGACCAUGGGGAAGGACCUCACUCCCAUCACGCCAUCCAGCGGCUUCACGAUCGAGCUGGCCUCAGCCUUCACGGUGGUGAUCGCCUCCAACAUCGGGCUUCCAGUCAGCACCACGCACUGUAAGGUGGGCUCGGUGGUGGCCGUGGGCUGGAUCCGCUCCCGCAAGGCUGUGGACUGGCGCCUCUUUCGGAACAUCUUCGUGGCCUGGUUCGUGACCGUCCCCGUGGCUGGGCUGUUCAGUGCUGCUGUCAUGGCUCUUCUCAUGUAUGGGAUCCUUCCAUAUGUGUGAUUUGUCGUCUUCCAGCUGCAAACAGCUAAAGGGAUGGUCUGGUGUUGGCGUGUGGGAGACAUGUGCCCUCGUGCCGCAUAUACACAUCCUGGCCGUGCACGGCUCUCUCAUGACCAGCUCUCUGCCUCCCUUCCAGGAGGCUCCAUCCCACACUGUUCACCCAGGCUGUGGAGACUCACCUUCCCGAGCUAACUUAACUACUGUACAUAAUAGUAUGUAUUAAACUGGUAUCAUGGUGAUAUAAUGUGGUGCAGUUACUUAUAUAUUAAAUAUCUAUUGUAUCCAUAGAAUAGGCAGCGUUAUUUCAAACAUAUUCAAGUUGGGAGUGGAGAUCAUUGCCUAGAAGUCAAUAUUCAAUAAAUCUUGUACAUAACUAUUUCGAUGGCAAAUGUUAAGCCUUUUAAAAGGAAAGCGUAGAUUGGAAAAUGAUUUUUUUCCAAAUGAUGUUUUUCCCUUCUAAUAUACUAUAAGGUAAUGAGCCUCAGGACAGGCGACACAACCCUGCAGAGGUUGCGUGCUGUGGGAUGACAGCGGGACGGGAGCUCACAAGUGCUUUCACUGAAGAUUUGUUCAUAUACUGUGUAUUGAUUCUUGUGUAAUAUAUCAUCAUUGCUUUUGUAAAUACGUAAAAAUGUAAUUUUUUAAUGGUGUGCUUCCCUUAUACUUUUUUGAUCAGAGAAUUUUGGAAAGUACCAAAGAAGCAGGGGAAUCAUUGGCCAGUGUUACAUUUUCACAUUGUCUGUCUCCCACCCUCGCUGAUCACGCCUGCCCCGGAGCAGCGUGUGGCGGUGACACCGUCACCCAGCAUGCGCCACGCCGUGGCUCCCACCAGCAGUGCCGCCGCUGCCACACCCCAGAUCCCGCCCACCCUGCAGUGGCCUUUCCUUGUCAUCAGAGUAGAGAAUGCACAGGUGUUGGUGAGGGUGAGCGGCUGAGCACUGCUUGUCAAGUCCAGGGUCAGUUUCCAUCCCAAUUCUCCCUGCAGCCUGAAGAAUGGAUCCUUGUCUCCAGUGUCAGCACAAAGGAGGGUUUUUCUGUGCUUUGACUUUCUAGCAGUUCAGGGAUGAGAGGGAGGGGGGCUCCUGGAUGCUGGAUGGAGUAUUUCUCUGAGGCCCACACAAAGCUGGACACCCCCAGGCUCUACUCCAUCCCAUUGGAGUCUCUUCUUUUUUGAUAGCAGGAGGGAGGAAGUACGACUAAUGUUGGAGCCUGAAACUAUGGAAAUGCUGCUAAAAUUUUUAUAUUGACAAACAUUUUCUUGGUACUUCAUUGUGAUUUUUCAUUAAUCAACCAUAUUAAAUUUAUAAUAAAAAAUGCCCCUCAGAAGUUUGCCUCUGAA